GCCAUACCCGUUGGCAAUUGGACACCACCGGACAUCGAUUAUAAUGAACGUUUCACCUGGGAGGGUGCCACCGAUAUGAGUACCAAUUAUCGUGAGGCACUGAAGCGUGGCCUACCGUAUCCCAUCUUAACCGUUGCCGAAUAUUUCAGUCUCGGCCGUGAAGGCUUCUCAUGGGGUGGCCAGUAUCGUGCUGCCGGCUAUUUUGCCAGCAUUUUACUGUGGGCCUCCCUGGCCUCGUGGCUGAUGAUGAAUUUGCUGCUUAUCGCUGUGCCACGUUACGGUGCAUAUAUGAAGGCCCUGACCGGUGCACUUUUGAUAUGCACCAAUAUUGGCUAUUAUUGUCAAUUGCCAAAACGGCCAUUGACCAUAUAUAUGGAGGGUGGACGAUUGGAAUUUCAUUUGGGCUGGUGUUAUUGGUUGCUAUUGGUAGCAGGCAUCCUCUGCUUUGUGGCUGGUGUUCUAAUAUCCAUUAUCGAUUUGGUUUGGCCACACACCUUCUCCACCGUUCUCGAGGUAUACUAUGGUACACCAUAUGACCGACAUGUCAUUCUGGAGGAAUCCAGCGAUGUGCGUUAUCGUAAACGUACCAGUCGCAGUUUAGAAGAUCCACCCGGUUUGGGUUCACGUAUUCUGCGACGUCUCUCCUCAAAGGCUCGGGAUAAUUCUAUGCCGCAGACACAUCGUGGCAAUACAAGUAUGAAUGCUAUGUCAUCACAUAUGAGUGGUGGUGUGGAUAAUAAAGCCUAUCAAAGUGAUGUGCCAAAAAGUCCAUGGCGUUAUCCAUUCCGUAGGGCUCAACAGAUACAAGCGCACCCUAUGCAUAUGCAAAGGACUAUGUCUCAAGAUUCAAGUUCUUCGAUAGCAUCGGCAGCGGCAAUGCAGCAGAUAUCACCACUACAUAAACAUGCCUUGUCAAGAAUGUUACCAAAUCCUCCUAUAAAUCGCAUAAGGGACCUUGAACACUGGUGACCGGACUUGAAGGCUA
Musca vetustissima is the source of this 985-nucleotide messenger RNA. Its product is annotated as dual oxidase maturation factor 1-like. NCBI's taxonomy places the organism in Eukaryota, Metazoa, Arthropoda, Insecta, Diptera, Muscidae. Gene Ontology annotation, biological process: protein transport. The record is from RefSeq and is a predicted model, not a curated record. Gene Ontology annotation, cellular component: endoplasmic reticulum membrane. The transcript has 4 exons. The coding region runs from base 76 to 969 and encodes 297 amino acids.